Musa acuminata AAA Group (dessert banana) is the source of this 1290-nucleotide messenger RNA. RefSeq lists its product as uncharacterized. Bases 1 to 1290 code for a protein of 429 amino acids. NCBI's taxonomy places the organism in Eukaryota, Viridiplantae, Streptophyta, Magnoliopsida, Zingiberales, Musaceae. The record is from RefSeq and is a predicted model, not a curated record. The transcript is spliced from 2 exons.
AUGGCGCUAGAAGGAGGGCCCGUCCGAAUGUCGAACGAUCAACAGGCCCGCUCCGAUGAACCCCCGGCCGUCAGGCCACACCCGACCGACGCAGCGGGAGAACAUCCCCUGCAGGAGGGGGUUCGAGACGAGCGCCCCGCCGCGAUCUCGGAGCGCUACUGGCGACUGUUCAACGACCCGGGUCUAUCGCCGCCCAUCAGUAAUCCCGGUGGCCCGACACCGUCGACCCAACCCGGGAGCCGAGGAGCGGGGGACCCAGCGGCGCACCCGACGCCCGAGGCCCCGCUGUUAAACUCGACGGAGGGCCUGUGGGCCCAGCUGCGCCUCGUAGGUCACCGACUGGACGAGGUGCAGCGAGAGAUUCGCAGGACCAAGGGAGACCCGGGGGCCGAGCAACACCAGGGGCCCCCUUUCACCCCCGAGAUUCAAGAGCAAGCGAUCCCGCCGCAUUUUCGGCUCCCUUCAUUAGACGCCUACGAUGGCGCCACCGACCCAGCUGACCACGUAGCCGCUUUUCGCGCACAGAUGGCGCUGUAUGGGACGUCCGACGCCCUGAUGUGCAGGGCAUUCCCGACAACCCUACGAGGCCCAGCCCGGGCGUGGUACAGCAAUCUGAAGACCGCGUCCAUCGCCUCUUUCGACCAGUUGGCCAAGGACUUCGAGCUUAACUUUCUGGCUUACGCCAAGCCGAAGCCGUCGAUGGCAAUGCUCCUCGGGCUCAACCAGAGGGAGGACGAGCCCCUUUCUCACUUCGUGGACCGCUUCACCAUACAAAUUCGCGGGUUGUCUGAUGCUCACCCCUCUUUGAUGAUGCAGGCGUUCAUGAUGGGCCUGCGGCCUACCCGAUUCUUUUGGUCUCUAGUGGAGCGACCCCCCGCUUCGGUACCCGAAAUGUUACAACGCGCAAACCAGUUCGUCGCUGCUGAAGCAUGGAUGGUCGGAAGGCGCGACGAGCGCAAGAGGGUUAAGCCAGAGCAGCCCCGGCAGCCACAGCCCGCUACCUCCCGGCGUAGGGCUGGCGGACUCGACGAUGCGGUACCUAGGUCCCCUCCCCCGGGCCUGAACUCCUCCCGGACUGAAAUAUUUCUCCACAUCAAGGAGAAAGGACUUCUCAAAGAUCCUCACCCCAUGAAUAGCCCGCGCGAACUCGCAGACCGCUCCAAAUACUGUCGUUUUCACCGACAGCCCGGUCACGACACCGAACAGUGUCGAGAAUUAAAAAGGCAAAUUGAGGAGCUCAUCCGCCGUGGGCACCUCGGCCCAUAUCUCCGGCGAGACAAGGAGCUCUGA